This is a messenger RNA of Uranotaenia lowii, 1414 nucleotides long. Its product is annotated as O-glucosyltransferase rumi homolog. NCBI's taxonomy places the organism in Eukaryota, Metazoa, Arthropoda, Insecta, Diptera, Culicidae. Gene Ontology annotation, biological process: positive regulation of Notch signaling pathway; protein O-linked glycosylation. Gene Ontology annotation, cellular component: endomembrane system. The record is from RefSeq and is a predicted model, not a curated record. Gene Ontology annotation, molecular function: UDP-glucosyltransferase activity; UDP-xylosyltransferase activity.
ACAACUCGGCGGUUUCAUUCCCGAUCUCAUAACAGAAAACUUUCAAUCGGUCACUUUGGAGAGUGACAACCAGCAAAGCAAAAAAAGCUUUUUAAAUCAUAAACAGUAUUAUGAAGAAUCUCACUGAAUUCUUAGUAAUAAUUAUUUUAUUAUUUGGGACAAGUGAUGGUGAUGAUGGAAUGUGUAUGGCCAAGGAACCCUCCUGUUCUGACGCUCCUAAAGAAGAAUCCACGGUAAACUUGUACAAAGAUGCCGAUAACAAAUACAUACGAUUGAUCGAGGAAGCUAUUGCUUCCUACGAACCGUGCUACUACAAUAAUACCUGCUAUCUGGAUACGCUUAAAAAAGAUCUGAAACCAUUUGCUUCCGGGAUCAGCAAGCAGAUGAUAGACCGAGCAGCAAGCUACGGAACGAAGUACCAAAUCAUCGACCAUCGCCUGUAUCGACAGAAAGAUUGCAUGUUCCCGGCCCGUUGUUCUGGUGUGGAACACUUCAUAAAACCUCUCCUGACCAAGCUGCCGGACAUGGAGCUGGUAAUAAACUGUCGUGAUUGGCCACAGAUAAGUCGUUACUGGAAUCAAAAGGACCCCCUUCCAGUUUUAUCAUUUAGCAAAACUGAUGAAUAUCUAGACAUCAUGUACCCAACCUGGGGGUUCUGGGAAGGUGGACCAGCCAUUUCUCUAUAUCCAACAGGUCUGGGCCGCUGGGACGAACACCGAAGUUCAGUUCAGAAAGCUGCCAAAAAAUGGCCAUGGGAAAGCAAGAAAAAUCAAGCUUUCUUCCGUGGCUCCAGGACAUCAGAAGAACGAGAUCCAUUAGUUCUGUUGUCUCGCAGCAACCCAGAACUGGUAGAUGCCCAAUACACCAAGAAUCAAGCUUGGAAGUCUCCGCAGGACACGCUGAAUGCCGAACCAGCUCAGGAAAUUCGUCUGGAAGGUCAUUGUCAGUACAAGUAUUUAUUCAAUUUCAGAGGAGUUGCAGCCAGUUUCCGCUUCAAGCAUUUGUUCCUAUGCAAAUCGUUAGUUUUUCACGUGGGUGACGAAUGGCAGGAAUUUUUCUACCAAUCUUUAAAGCCAUGGGUUCAUUACGUUCCGGUGCCUGUCGGAGCAAGCCAGCAAGAUUUGAGUGAAUUGAUAAAGUUUUUUAUUGAACAUGAACAGCUGGCAAGGGAAAUGGCGAUUCGUGGAUUCCGCCACAUUUGGUAUGGAUUAAAAAUGGAAGAUGUGGAAAGCUACUGGCGUAAGCUGCUAAAGCGCUACGGCAAGCUGAUAAACUACAAGGUCAAACGAGAUCCGCAGUUGAUGGAGGUGUAACUAAGAUGAGAUUAAAGAGAAAACAUUCCAUUUGAAAAAAAUACGCUUUAAGUAAAAAAAACGAUCAUUCAUUUGAAUAAAGUUCAUCUAUGUAUUUUUCA